GGGUAUCUAUGGAGAGCUAAUCAUGAGUCAUACAGGUUGAUAAAUAUUUUCUUAUAACAUCGAGUCGGGAUGAUGAUGACUCAGAGGAUUUCUCCUUAUAAGCGACGAAAGGUCUCUAUUGUAAGAGAUUUUCCACGAUUUAGUGUUAAAGAUCAGAGAAGUGAUGAUGUUGCAGCCAUAAGUGAGACAAAAGAGAAUUUGUAUGGUAGUGAAGAUAGGAAUUGUGUUGGUGGUGUUGCACAUCAGAAUCACCAUAGGCCUAAAGAAGUCGAAUCGUUUGAUUCGAUUAUGAAAAAAGCUGGCUUCAAUGUAGCAGGUAAUGUUGGGAAUGAAAAAUUUCCUCCAUCUAGGAGGAAAGUUCCUUUACUUUGUGAAAGUAAAGUGAAACCUCUAAGCGUAGAAGAAGGUAUUAAACUAAUGGGUUCCGAAAGCCAAAGAAGACGUUGUUUUGGUAAGCCUUUGGUAUCCAAAGUUGCGCAGAAACGUAGAUGCUCACCGGCGAAGAAGAAGUUGUGUAAUGCAACUGCGUUAAGAGUAAGAGCCAAUGCUGUUGUGCAGAAACAUAGAUACUCACCGGGGAAGAAGAAGUUGAGUUAUGCUCAUAGACCAACUCAACACAAAGAUGAAAGGCGGUCAAAUCAACUUGGAGUCCUCUCGGUUAUACAACGAAACCGGCUUUCUAAAGAUCUUAGCCCACGAGAGAAAGUUCAAGAGGUGUUACGUGUUUUCAAACUUGUGUUUGAUGAGCUAGAUCGUAACAAGGCAGCACGGCGAGGUGAAUCAGAGACUGCCAAGAGUAGGAUAGAUUACCAAACUCGGACUAUUCUCAGGGAAAUGGGGAUGCAAGUGAACUGUCAAAAGAGGAUUGGACCAGUCCCCGGAAUCGAGGUUGGAGAUGAAAUUCAGUUCAAAGCAGCACUCAAUGUAAUCGGUCUUCACUUUGACAUCAUGGGUGGGAUAGAUUACAUGAAGAAAGGAAACAAGGAAGUAGCUACGAGCAUAGUAUCAUCUGAAGGUAAUGAUUACGGCGAUAGAUUCGUUAACGAUGUGAUGAUCUAUUGUGGUCAAGGAGGUAAUGUGAAGAGCAAGGAUCAAAAAGCAAUCAAAGAUCAGAAGCUUGUUGGAGGCAAUUUGGCAUUAGCUAAUAGCAUUAAGGAAAAGACUCCGGUACGAGUGAUCCGCGGCGAAAGGAGAUUAGACCAAAGAGGAAAGGAUUAUGUGUAUGAUGGUUUAUACAUGGUUGAGAAGUAUAGGAAAGAGAGAGGACCUCAAGGUAACAUUUUGUUCAAGUUUGAGCUUAGAAGAAAAGCUGGUCAACCUUAUGUUGACUUUUGAAAGGGUUAGUGUGAGAUGGCACUUUGUGUAUUUGGCUUUUUGGGAAGGUAGUACUUACUUAGGUACGUGACCUGUAAUAUCAAAAACCAACUAUAGUGUGGUUCUAGAUGUUGUUUCUUUCUGACAGUAGGUUCAGUAUCUUGCGUUGUACGAAUGUAAUGGAUCCUUAUGAUAUCUUCAUAACUAAAUGAUACUUCUGUGU
Messenger RNA from Arabidopsis arenosa, 1537 nucleotides. The record is from the annotation of a GenBank genome assembly. NCBI's taxonomy places the organism in Eukaryota, Viridiplantae, Streptophyta, Magnoliopsida, Brassicales, Brassicaceae.